Messenger RNA from Lotus japonicus, 1773 nucleotides. RefSeq names its product fatty acyl-CoA reductase 3-like. Gene Ontology annotation, biological process: suberin biosynthetic process; long-chain fatty-acyl-CoA metabolic process. Gene Ontology annotation, cellular component: intracellular membrane-bounded organelle. NCBI's taxonomy places the organism in Eukaryota, Viridiplantae, Streptophyta, Magnoliopsida, Fabales, Fabaceae. Gene Ontology annotation, molecular function: alcohol-forming very long-chain fatty acyl-CoA reductase (NADP+) activity. The transcript has 10 exons. The coding region runs from base 93 to 1568 and encodes 491 amino acids. The record is from RefSeq and is a predicted model, not a curated record.
UUCAACCCACUUCAUCAUUGUGUGUCUGUUUCCUCUGAAAACCCAUUACUUUACCAGCUUCCUUCUCAUUAAUUGCUUUUAUUUUUUCCACAAUGGAGUUAGGAAGUAUACUCCACUUUCUUCAGGACAAAACCAUUUUAGUCACUGGAGCCACUGGCUUUCUUGCAAAAAUCUUGUUGGAGAAGAUAUUGAGAGUUCAGCCAAAUGUAAAGAAGCUUUAUCUUCUUUUAAGAGCUGCAGAUGCCAAAUCUGCUGCUCAUCGCUUGCACAAUGAGAUAAUAGGGAAGGACUUGUUUAGAUUGUCAAAGGAAAAUUUGGGUGCAAAUUUUAUCCCCUUAAUUUUGGAAAAGUGUACUCUGGUACCUGGAGACAUUUCUCUUGAAGACUUGGGAGUGGAGGAUUCUAUUCUUAAGGAAGAGAUUUACAAUCAAACAGAUGUUAUUGUUAAUUUAGCUGCCACUACUAACUUUGAUGAAAGGUAUGAUAUAUCCUUGGGCCUAAAUACCUUUGGAGUUAAGUAUGUAAUCGACUUUGCCAAAAAAUGUACAAAACUCAAGGUUCUUGUGCAUGUAUCAACAGCAUAUGUAUGUGGUGAGGAAGAAGGGCUAAUAUUAGAGCGCCCUUAUCACUUGGGCGAGUCACUAAAUGGAGUGCCUGGAUUAGACAUUGAUGCAGAAGAGAAAGUUGUGAGGGACAAAUUGGUUGAGUUAAGACAAGUGGGAGCAUCAGAGGAUGAAAUUAAAGGGGUCAUGAAGGACUUGGGCAUUAGCAGGGCUAAUUUUUAUGGAUGGCCAAACACAUACGUAUUCACCAAGGCAAUGGGAGAGAUGCUUGUGGGUCAACUCAAAGGAAACUUGUCAGUUGUUACUGUUCGUCCUACCAUUAUUACCAGUACAUUUAAAGAACCUUUCCCUGGUUGGGCUGAAGGUGUAAGAACUAUUGACAGUUUAGCUGUAGCCUAUGGGAAAGGAAAAUUAACAUGCUUCCUUGGAGAUCUCAAGGCAGUGGUUGAUGCGAUACCCGCUGACAUGGUGGUGAAUGCAAUACUAGUGGCCAUAGUGGCUCAUGCGAAUGGUCCUAGUGAUAAUUGUAUAUAUAAUAUCGGUUCUUCUAUUAGAAGACCUCUCAGAUAUGGCGAUCUUCAAGAUUUUGGCUUCAAAUACUUCUCAGCAAAACCAUGGAUAAACAAGGAUGGAAAGCCUGUCAAGGUUGGCAAAGUUACUGUAUUGAGCAACAUGGAUAGCUUUCGGAGAUACAUGUUCAUUCGCUACCUGCUUAUGUUAAAGGGUCUUGAGCUGGUUAAUACUGCAUUCUGUCAGUUUUUCGAAGGAACAUAUCUUGAUCUCAAUAGGAAAAUCCAGAUUGUGAUGCGAUUAGUGGACCUUUACAAGCCUUACUUGUUCUUCAAGGGCGUAUUUGAUGACAUGAAUGUAGAGAGGUUGCGAGUUGCUGCAAGACAGGGUGGGGUGGAGACAGAUUUGUUUUACUUUGACCCUAAAGUGAUCGAUUGGGAAGAUUACUUUUUGAACACCCACCUCCCUGGUAUUGUGAAGUACAUUUUCAAGUGAAGUCAUAAAGGGAGACAAGUAUAGAUAUAUAUACAUCUUUCAUUUGUUUUGUGAACCUUGUAACUUUAAUAAGUUCAGAUUAUUUAUGGUAGAAGAAUUACAUUACAGUUCUGCAUUUGUUUCUUGAUGGCAGGUAUAGAUGUUGUGCCAAUUAUGUUUCAAAACUUUGAUCAAGUUAUCCAAUAUCAUAUAUGUUACUUGUGUC